UCUGCUUUCUGGGAUGUCUGUAUCUGAGCGGGUGGCGGUGGUGCUGGGGGGAGCUGGCACAGUGGGCUCGGGGAUUGUCAAGUCGCUGCUGGAGAAAGGCUUCCAGGUUGCCGUUAUCUCCCGGGAUGGAGAGAGACUGGAGAAACUCAAACAGUUCUUGUCGCCAUCACUCCAGAACCGCUUGCACACCCUCGUGGGGGAUGUGGGUUCUGAAGAGGGAGCCGAAGCAGCCAGAGAGGUGAUCCUGAAGACCCUGGGGAAGGUGACAGAUGUGGUGUCCUGCCUGGGCUUCAGCUGGUGGCAAGAGGGGCCACCCCACACCCAGUCACUGGAGGAACUGCAGCGGGUCUUGGACAUGCUGCUUUUCAGCACCUUCACUUCCUGGAAGGCUUUCUUCCCCCUAGUCCGGGACAACCCCAGCGGCUCCUACACCCUCAUCACAGGAGGGGCUGGGGAGCGUCUCCUGCUGCCAGGCACUGGUUUCCUGACCCUGGGGGCAGCAGGGGCUCUGGCCUUCUGCCGGGUGCUGCGCGAGGAGUACCCAGAGAUUCCCUGCAAACUGAAUGAGGUGAAGAUUAACAUGGGGGUGACAACACCAGAGCGCCUGGGCCGCCCGGGCUACGUGAGCCACCUGGAGGUGGGCGAGGCAGUGGCCUCCCUGGUGGAGAAGAGGCGCGUCUCCCAUGCGGUGUUGACUGCUGGCUCACCUGCCGACCUCAGGACCCUCACCAUGGAAGGGCAACUGUGAG
Molecule: messenger RNA, 749 nt
Organism: Heteronotia binoei (common prickly gecko)
Lineage: Eukaryota; Metazoa; Chordata; Lepidosauria; Squamata; Gekkonidae
Exons: 6
Coding region: 14-748 (244 amino acids)
Biological process (GO): fatty acid beta-oxidation
Cellular component (GO): mitochondrion
Molecular function (GO): 2,4-dienoyl-CoA reductase (NADPH) activity
Source: RefSeq, a predicted model, not a curated record